UUCAGCUGAUAUUCGGCUUGUAGUGCUCAAGGCUCAACCGAACAAUCGCCUGAAGUUGUUCAAUAGAUUCCACAGAACAAUGGACUGAUAAUACCAGGAUAAUACUCCCCAACAAUAUAUUAGUGAUUUCCAACGGCUGUGGCUGCCACGAUGUUCAAGUUCCUGUCGAAAGUGGUCGGAAUAUGCGGCUAUGUUGUGCAGUACGGGUGCAUCACCCACUGUACGUUCGAGUACUUAGGAGACUUCGUUGUGUGUGUCGGUCCAUCGAUGGAACCGACGCUGUACACCAACAACAUUCUCGUCACAGAUCGAGUCAGCCCAAGGCUCAACCACCUGCAGAGGGGUGAUAUCAUAAUCACUAAAAGUCCCACCAAUCCGGUGCAGCACGUGUGCAAGCGGGUUGUGGGAAUGCCGGGCGAUCGGAUAAUGACAAAAGCGUCGUUCAACCUGAAUCCUCUGUCGAACACCUACACCAUUUAUACCUCAGUCGUUCCAGCUUCGCCGGAGAAACCAACCAACAGUGGUGGCAGCGACAGCAGGUCGAUGGGGGUUGAACAAAAAUUGCGCCCAAAAGCGGAUUUCGUUUCCGGCUCGGUUGGUGCCGGAGGUGUGCCUGGCGAUAGCCGAACUGUGGAUGUGGAACAGUCGGUUCCGCACCCGGAAUUAAAAACCAGUAUUGUGAUUGUUCCGAGGGGUCACCUAUGGAUUGAGGGCGACAAUGUGCAUAAUAGUUCUGAUUCCCGCAAUUACGGACCGGUUCCGAUAGGAUUAGUUAAGAGUAGAGCAAUUUGUAGAGUGUGGCCGUUAACUGAGUUCAAGGUAUUUUUGUAGGAUAUGUUAGGUAAUAUCGGUAAUAGAAAAAAAUCUGGAAUUGUAAAAAUUUCGGUGCUGAGUGUGGAUCAUUGCGUUUGAGGUGUUUAUGUAAAGGCUUAGAUUUUAGAGUUAUCUAUAUAUAUAAAAAUCAAUCUAUGUAUGUAUGUUCGCUAACUACUUCUGAACCACUUGGCCGAAUUCAACCAAAU
Armigeres subalbatus is the source of this 1022-nucleotide messenger RNA. RefSeq names its product mitochondrial inner membrane protease subunit 1. The transcript is spliced from 2 exons. Gene Ontology annotation, molecular function: serine-type endopeptidase activity. Gene Ontology annotation, cellular component: mitochondrial inner membrane peptidase complex; membrane. The record is from RefSeq and is a predicted model, not a curated record. NCBI's taxonomy places the organism in Eukaryota, Metazoa, Arthropoda, Insecta, Diptera, Culicidae. Bases 151 to 831 code for a protein of 226 amino acids.